This is a messenger RNA of Colias croceus (clouded yellow), 1097 nucleotides long. RefSeq lists its product as uncharacterized. The coding region runs from base 150 to 941 and encodes 263 amino acids. The record is from RefSeq and is a predicted model, not a curated record. The transcript has 3 exons. Lineage: Eukaryota; Metazoa; Arthropoda; Insecta; Lepidoptera; Pieridae.
UGUAGGAAAUCAGAUGAAACAAAAGUCAGUAUAUUUCGGUGUGGCUCACGGUUAAACAUAGUAUCGCCCACGCCGCUCCGCCAUACCUCUCAGCCAGAAUAUUCAGUUCCAUCUUCCUUCUCGACGCAAAUACACGCUCCAGGUAAACAAUGAGUCGUCUUGGAAGAACAAGACGCACACGCGUCUAUGACUGCAACUACAACAAGGGUGAGAGUUACUACCGCCCGGUACUGGACCGUUUGGAUGGCAAGGUCCCAGUGGCCCGUGAGCCCGAGAAGGAGACCAUCAGGUCUGAAGUGCAGAACCGCAUCAGGAGCGCUCUAGAGGACAUCGAGACACCCGCAGCUGCUGAUGAUUUCUUCGACUCGAGGGGAGCACGUGCGCAACGCGGCAGACCUCUCUCUUCUGCUUUUGAAGAUGACGAACUCAAUGAGGAUAUUUCGGAGUCACUGAAACGCCUCCGCGCCAGCAAGAAGGUAUCUCGUUUCUCUGACGACAUCGACUUCGAAAACAGCGUCGCGAGCAUCGAGAACCGCAUGAAGAUUUCCGACAAGAUACUCGAGAGCGUGGGUCUCGGACAUUCAGAGGUAUCCGGUGCUCGAAGGGCCUUGCAGGAAAACGAAGAUCGCACAGAGAAACGUAUCGCGAGACGAUUGAACGAACGAUUGAACGAGGACAACUCGCUCACUAAAUGGACAGCUGUCAAGGAUAUCGAUGACGAAUCAGCUGCAGUACAAAGAGCGAGGGCGACGAGGGCCCGCUUGUCUGACUUGGAAGAUGAAAUGUCAGAACUGAGCGAAAGGACCGCAGCUAGGGAGAAGAGAGCCGCCCGCCUCAGGGCCCUCGUAGCUGACGCCGAGUCCAGCGACACAACCACCAGCGUCACCUCCUCCAAGGUCACCAUCCGUUCUGAACGAGAGAAGAAGCAAGUCACCUUUUAAACAAAUUAGUAAACAUAACUUACGACCGAACUCUAUACCUACUGUAAACUCGUAGAGCUCAGUUAGGUUACACGAUGUUUUGCAUUUGUCAAUGUUAAAUGUUGAAGUUGGUGUCUAUUUUAUACUUCUAUAUAGAAUAAAAUUAUAAUUACUUCA